AUGGAGAGAUUCAAAUUAAUAGAAUUAUUUAAAUUUUUGAUAAAAAUCGGAAACCUAUUUUUUAUCAAUAAAUUUGCAUACAAAAGGUCAAAAUGGAUAUGUGUUCUAAUGAAUAUAGUCAUUUUGUUCUAUUUUCUAGUUUCAAGGUUCAUUCAACUACAAUUGGUGCCAAUAUCAUUGUCGUUUAUAUUAAAUGGAUACCUGGCAAGCUAUAACGGAAUGAUCUGUAGCAACUACUCUGAGCUAUUCAAAAGACUAGGCUCUGAGUUUAACGUACAAUACGACAGACCAAAGCAUUGGAAAGUUUCUGAAUUAAGGGAAUUGGUGAAUGAAGUUUAUUCGUUGUAUUCAGCACUUUAUUUAUCAGUUAAUGUUUACAACUCAAAGCUUGGACCCGAACUUUCAAAUCUGUAUAAUAGUCUCAGGAAACUUUUGAUCUUACUCUCAAACGAACUUGUAAGACCAAAAGGUAUUGACAUUGAUAAUUUAGUCCACAUUGAUAUUUACAACGAUUUCAAUAACGUCAAAGAUCCCAACGCUAAGGAUGUUAGCGUAGAAAAGCUGACUAGAGAAUUACCAAGUGAAAUUUACAUAAAUUUUCUCUCACUGGUCCAUUCCGAGAAUAGCAAAUUAGUGAAUGAUCAACAUGUAAUGCAAGUUUUAAUUGAGUUUCCAGACUUAACGUUCUUUGAGCAAAUUGUGUCACACUCAAAUAACCUGUUCAAUAUUUGUAACGUAUUAAGUUUGGAAGGCAUGAAAGAACAUUCCAGAGGUUUUAUAUCACAUUUCUUUUCCCAUCCAAACUACGCUUUCGGGAAUUUAACCUUUCUUAGAUCACUACUGAUUUAUAAAUUCAAAGCUGUGCAUAACAGAAUUGUUGCCAAUAAAUUAACUGGUGAAGUUAUUGACACACUGUUCAUUCCACACAGUAAUUUUCUCAACUCACUACAACGUGAAAAAAUUAACAGUAAAUUGAUACCAAGAUCGAGUAAUACCGACACUAUUAGUUUAUUAUUUGGUUCGGAUAUAUAUUGUAAGGUAAUGGAUGGGUAUAGAGGAGUGAAGAACGUAUUGGUGUAUGCUGGACCUAAUGCCGCGUGUUAUGAGUUUCAUGCAUUUCAAUCUGAGAUACCAACCUUAGUUGAAGCUGGAAACUCAAUAAUACUCUUUAAUUAUACCUCUGUAGCCAAUUCUAUUGGUCUACCCAAAAUCACGAACAUCACUAGAAAUAACAGUUUCCUGAUCAAUCAUAUUCUUAACCAUUAUAACAUCUCUGAUGGUAAUGGUAAUAAUAACAACCUUAGUAGUGACAGAAAUACUAAUGUUGCCAGCUUAAGUGAUAGUGCAGAGGAUGGAAUGAAGAUAAAUUAUUAUGGAUUCAGUUUGGGUGGAUUUUUCACAUUGAAGAUGUGUAAGGGUAGUGAGAUGAGGUUUAUGGUCUUUAAUAAGACAUUUGGAGAUAUGAGGAAUUUAUCAAUGAGUAUGGUCGGUAAGUUUGUAGGUCCCCUGUUGCCUCUUUUUAACCUUAGCUCCAAUACCAUAGAUGAAUUUUAUAGACUAAAAACCAAUAAAAUUAUUACGGUCGAUAUCAACGAUGAAAUCAUACCAAUUAAGUGCAGUCUUCCAAACGAACUCAUAAAACGUCUACUGCUACCUGGAAUUAACAAAUUAACUAAAUCCUUCAUCGACUAUAAAUUCAAAACACUGCAAAUUAUCAACAAUUCCAUCAACUCUACGAACCCACAUAAUUCGAGUAACUCAAAUAACUCGAUUAACAGUGAUAAUGUUAAUAGUUCGGAGAAUGUUAUGGAAAAAUUAAUGUGUACUAAAGAUAUAUUGAACGUGUUAAUGUAUAAUAUAAAUUCAAUUGGCGAGUCGUUAUUAAAUCUGUUGGAAAGCGGAUCUGAAAAUAACUUAAAGGAUGAAAUUUCAAGUACAAACGAGUUCUUUACGAAGCUUUUAGUAUACGGAAGUAUACCAAAUAAUUGUGUUUCAGGUUACGCAAAUAUUUUGAAACGGAAGAAAUUCGAGCCCUAUUCACUGUGUAACCUCUACAAUAUACUCUCACAGUUACAAUUAAACACUAAUUACUUCUCAACAUGUUCGAAACUGAGCGAAUCCAACACUAUGAGAUAUAAUAUGACUGAGUCACAGGAAAAAUACAAUUCAGGUGAAUACGAUAGAAAGGAUUCUGAUAAAAGAGAAUCUAGGUUAAUAAAGGUGCCUGUGAAGGUGGCGGUAUAUUUUAGUGUGUUAUUGGAGGGUAAUACAAUAGUGAUUUCCAAGGAUAAUGAUUAUUAUUUGGAUUUCUCAUCAGUGACUGAAAACACUUGUGAAGCCUCUCACGUGUACAAGUUUUUAAAGAACGAUUUGAAGAAUUUCGGGAUCCCAAAGAUACACUUAACGCCCAUUAAACUUCUCGCCUAUUUUAGACUCUACUCAAUCGUUAACGUCUUCUACACCAUGAACAAGGUUAAAAAUAUCGUAGAUCAGUUUGAGGAGGUUGAGGACAUUAAUUCACUCUAUGAAUUGGUUAAGAUAUUUUUAUACAAUUUCGUCCAAUUGUUGAUUGAGGAACCUUUUGGAGAAUUGACUACAGUUGAGGAAACCGCUGGGAGUGUUUCCUAUGAAUUUCAGCUCAACAAGUUAAGAAAUGAAUAUCAAAAGUUUGGAGUCGUCAUACCGGAAUUCGUUGGACACAAUGAGCAAAACCCACACACUCUCUCCUUAAUUAAAGAUUUAAUCAAAAACCUGUAA
Theileria annulata is the source of this 2757-nucleotide messenger RNA. RefSeq lists its product as uncharacterized. The coding region runs from base 1 to 2757 and encodes 918 amino acids. Lineage: Eukaryota; Apicomplexa; Aconoidasida; Piroplasmida; Theileriidae. The record is from RefSeq and is a predicted model, not a curated record. The transcript has a single exon.